Messenger RNA from Eutrema salsugineum, 1116 nucleotides. RefSeq names its product growth-regulating factor 7. Gene Ontology annotation, biological process: DNA-templated transcription; regulation of DNA-templated transcription; developmental process. The transcript is spliced from 3 exons. Lineage: Eukaryota; Viridiplantae; Streptophyta; Magnoliopsida; Brassicales; Brassicaceae. Bases 1 to 1116 code for a protein of 371 amino acids. Gene Ontology annotation, cellular component: nucleus. Gene Ontology annotation, molecular function: ATP binding. The record is from RefSeq and is a predicted model, not a curated record.
AUGGACUUUCUCAAAGUUUCAGACAAGACGACAACAACUCCAUUUAGAAGUGGCUCCCUGUUUAGUUUGAAUCAGCAACAAUACAAAGAGUCAUCUUUUGGUUUCAGAGACAUGGAGAUUCAUCCUCAUUCUCAUUCUCAUGUCAUUACUCCUUAUGCAGGAAACGGAGUUUUGGGUUGUUAUUACUAUUACCCUUUCACAAACGCGCAAUUGAAGGAGCUAGAGAGACAAGCGAUGAUCUACAAGUACAUGAUCGCAUCGGUUCCUGUUCCUUUCGACCUCCUUGUCCCACCAUCGUCAUCCUCUGCCUCUCCCUGCAACAACAAAAACAUGGCCGGAGAUUUAGAGCCGGGAAGAUGCCGGAGAACAGACGGGAAGAAAUGGAGGUGCUCCAGAGAAGUCGUCUCUAACCACAAAUACUGUGAGAGACACUUACACAGAGGCCGUCCUCGUUCAAGAAAGCAUGUGGAACUUCCUUAUUCUCGUCCUAGCAACAAUGGCGGUUCAGAGAGAAACAAAGAUCUCCGAAAUGUUCCUCAAAAAGUAUCAGUUACUUCCAUAAAAGAUAAAAUACUUGAGCCAAAGGAGGUUUCAUCAUCCCCUCUCUCAAACUACAGAGAAUCCACAGUAAGCCAGAUCUUUCCAGUAUCGGCAACAAUUGAGCAAGACAAAAAGUACCUGAACUUUAUCGAUAUCUGGUCAGAUGGAGUAAGAUCAUCUGAAAAACAGAGUACAACUUCAACCCCUGCUUCUUCUUCCAAUGGCAAUCUCUCUCUUUACUCGCUUGAUCUUUCCAUGGGAGGAAACAACUUAAUGGGCCACGACGAAAUGAGCCUGAUCCAAAUGGGCUUAGGGGUAAUCGGGUCGGGUCGAGGUGAUCCUCACGGGUAUGGUCCAUACGGCGUUGUGUCUUCACUGGACGAGAUGUCGAGCUGGCUUGCUCCGACGUCCGCCACGCCCGGAGGUCCAUUAGCUGAGAUACUGAGGCCGAAUCCAAAUUCGGCGUUUUCCGGCGACAUGGAAUCGUAUAGCGUGACGGCGACUCCGACUCCGAGCUCUUCUCCGUCUAGAGUGGCGAAGAAGGUGACAGUAUCUGAUGAAAGCAGCCAAAUUUAG